Messenger RNA from Talaromyces marneffei, 651 nucleotides. RefSeq lists its product as uncharacterized. The transcript is spliced from 4 exons. Gene Ontology annotation, cellular component: nucleus; preribosome, large subunit precursor; nucleolus. The coding region runs from base 1 to 651 and encodes 216 amino acids. NCBI's taxonomy places the organism in Eukaryota, Fungi, Ascomycota, Eurotiomycetes, Eurotiales, Trichocomaceae. Gene Ontology annotation, biological process: ribosomal large subunit export from nucleus; endonucleolytic cleavage in ITS1 to separate SSU-rRNA from 5.8S rRNA and LSU-rRNA from tricistronic rRNA transcript (SSU-rRNA, 5.8S rRNA, LSU-rRNA); ribosomal large subunit biogenesis. The record is from RefSeq and is a predicted model, not a curated record. Gene Ontology annotation, molecular function: protein binding.
AUGGCUACUACUACUGAAAUGAUGGAGGUGGAUGCCAAACCAAAGAAUACCAAGUUGCCCAUCGUUGUCCAAAAAGAGAAUCCGUACACAUUCGAUCUCGGCCACCUUCUCGCCCAAGACCCCAAUCCCCUCGUGAUCCCUAAGUCGGAUAAUGUCAAUGAUAGCUUGAAAACUGUGGCUAGAGAUGGUGCUCAAGUGCUGCUCAACCAACUCCUGACCACCUGCCCCGUAACAUCAAACGCUAAGGAUGGCGUUCUAUUAACUCUUCCUCCUCCUAACACACUACUUCCGCGAUUCAAACCUCUGCCCAAGCCCAAAGAACCCACCAGAUGGGAACUCUUCGCCCGCAAGAAAGGAAUUGGCAAAUACAGCAGCAAACCUGGUGCCGCCUUCGCCGAAAAGGAGCGACGCAAGAAACUCGUCUAUGACGAAGCGAGCGGUGAAUGGGUUCCUCGAUGGGGUUUCAAAGGCGCAAACAAGUCUGGUGAAAAUGAUUGGGCUGUUGAGGUACCAGAUAAGGAUUGGAAGCAGGAGGCUGAAGGUAAGAUGAAUGUGCGUACUGCGGGUAGAGCGGAGAGGAAGGAGAGGAUUAAGAGGAAUGAGAGGAAGAUGAGGGCGAAUGAGCGGAGGAGUCGGAAGUUUGGCGCUUGA